Molecule: messenger RNA, 3514 nt
Organism: Drosophila pseudoobscura
Lineage: Eukaryota; Metazoa; Arthropoda; Insecta; Diptera; Drosophilidae
Gene: flap
Product: flapper
Exons: 4
Coding region: 522-3257 (911 amino acids)
Source: RefSeq, a predicted model, not a curated record
UGCCAAGUUUAUUGAAACCGCAGAACUCGUGAGCUGCGGACGUGUCUCGCUCGAUCGCACCACCGCGCCACCUGUUAAAUCCUCUCCAUUCGCUCUCUCUCGCACUCUCCCUCUCAAUCUGAAACUCAAUCUCCCGAUUGACUCCUCGUAGCUGCUAGUUGCAUCGUCGUCGGACGCGCGUCUUGGGGAUUCGUGAUAUCGUGUCGCAGUUUGAUUGAAUUUGAUGUGAAUAAUAGGCUGGAGAAGAGGCUGGAAUAUUACAUAUUAUUUGUAUUUGGCAAUACGGUGUUGUGCACACGCCGCCGCCGGCUCGCUUGCGUUGCCUUCGAUUUUGUCAUCGCCGCGGUUCCGAUCAUUGUUAUUCUGCUCCUACGCAAUAAUUAUUCGAACUCGCUCGCGGAUUUCGACUCUGUAUUUGGGCAAUGCCCAAUUCUAAAUUGUUAAUUGCGUGACAAAGACAACAAAUAACAAACAAAAAAAUACAACGGCGAGCAACUGUAAUUCCUACCCUACCCACGAAAAUGCAAAUCAAAAUGAAAAGACCACAGGGCGGCGGUGAUAGCUCUGCCAGCAUUACCGCUACGCUGAUGCUGCUGCUCCUCAGCGUCCACGCAGCCAUUGGAAGGCCUGAUGUACGGCCCUCGCCAUUCGCCUUAGAGCUGCAGCCGCCACUGGCGCAGACGGCGGAGGCAUUCAAUGUGGCCGGAGUGGGCGGCCAGAGGUCCGUCGACAGUUACGGCAAUCCGAUCGCGGGUCUGCGUCCCAUCGACACGCCCGACGGGCGCAAGGUAGUCAGCGCCCAGGGCCUCCAGUUCGAGAUACCUACCUAUGCGUCCGGCAUCACGGAUAUCCGACAGCCGGCGGAUGAUCUGCUCCCGCCCCACAUUGAUGCCAUCGCAGUGGGCCUGGACACGAGCACCGAUCAGAACUCAUUCGCACGAGCCCCAGCAUCCGUAUCCGCAUCCGUAUCUGCAUCUGCAUCCGCACCAGCACCAAUACCAGCCACAUCACUAACACCACCAAAGCAUAGCCCAUCCCCCAGCACGACGACUGUCACCACAGAUGUGGAGGUGGAACAGGCCGAGCUGGUGCCGAUCCAGCAGCAGCAAGAGGAGAGCGUCCAGGAGCCGCUGGUGGCCAGUGGAACACUGCCCGAGUAUAUCCGAGAGUUGCAGCGUCAGGAUCCGGACAUUGGCGGCCCAGUGUCAUGGACUCCGGCACCGAAUACAGCGCCCCUGAGUGUCAUCGCCUGGGACCUGUUGCCGCCGCAUCUCGCAGACCCUGUCACCGCCCCUGCCCCGACCUUGGAGCCACUGAUAAUCACCGAGGAACAGCCGACGCGGUACGUGCUGGGAGUGGAGGAUCCUGCCAGUCACAACAUUCGCCUGAGUCUGAGCAGCGGCGAUGCCCUGAUGCCGGCGGCCCCUGUGCCGCACCAACAGACGCAGGGCCAGGUGUCGGUGGUGCCGCUGCAGCGGGAUGGACCGGAGGCUCAUGGAACCAAUGCACAUGUGGGCAGCACGACGCCGAGCAAUGCGGGUGGUAGAUUCCCCAAUCGCCAUCGCGGAACGGCGCACUAUAGCACCACCAGAAGCACGACGUCGACGCCAAGGCCGCGGAGUACGAGCACUACUCAGCCCCCAAUGACGACAACAACAACAAAAGCAACAACUACAACAACAACCAGCACAACUAGGAGAACAACGACACCAAGAAUAUUCACAACGACCAGAAGAACGACGACAGUGCAGCCAACGCCCCGCAGCACCACCCCCUUGGAUCCGUCCACCUUCUACAGACUGGACAACAACGAGGAGUACGCGUACACGCUGCCCCCCUGGCUGCAGGAAGUCACCGAUCCGGACCUUGACGUGGCCGUCACCUUUAUCGUGCCCAAGGACAAUGACGAGUACAACCACACGCUGGCCGACGAUCUGGAGCCGCCGUACGAGCCGUUCGUGGAGCUCAACAACAUUCAGUUGACGCCGCCACCGACGGCUGAGCCUGCGCCAUUGCAUACGACGCCGAGCACCACAACUAGUACCACCAAGGCCCAUACCCAUACCCAUACAACAACGCACAGCACCCAACCACAGCACACAACAAAAACACAGAAAACGAAACUGAUUACAACCACUCACCACACAGAUCUCCUGAAAGGGGCAACGGGAACGGCAACCACGCCCAUGACAGCGGAGGACAACAGCCCAUUUGAUUCGUCAACGGUGCCGGCCUGGCUGCGGGACUUUGACUAUCCGGACGUGGGACCAGGAGUGCCCUACAAUCCGGACAACUUCAAGGAGGCAGCUUUGACGCAGCCGGCGGGAGGUAGUAAGCCAAUUGACUUUCGGCCCCAGGGCUUUGAGCCAGCAGCAUCACGCUCCCCGACCAUCCCACCAACACCAAUCCCGACCAGAGCAGCCCCAGCUGCGGCCUCCGUCUCCUCCGCUUUUCCAUCCAUAGUCUCGCUUCCGCUUCCAGGCACCGCCCAGGGCAUCGACAGCAGUCUCAGCAGCACCAAUGAGAGCCCAGAGCCGCCGCUGGUACUGGUGCCGCCAGCUGACAAGCCCAGCGAUGACUCCACCUCGUCCUUCGCCUCCAGCAGCACGAGCAGCUCCGUCCCACAAAAUCCUAGUACAAACUCUAUCACCAAUUUUGCAGCACUCUUUGAUCCCCAAGGCAUUCAGUCCGCCGUCCAGAACCAGGCGCCUAAGGCCGUCACCGAGGACCAGUUCCCGCCCUUCAAUGCCGGCAGCUCCACUGAGGGCGUCACCAAGAAGGUGGAGUACACGAAGAGCGACGAGGGAAAAGUGAUCAGCACCCCGAUCAGUGCACAGCGCAAAGACACAUCGACGCCCCCCAGCAACACGGGCAAGUACACAGGAGGAUUUGGCGCCCCAGCGGGUUUGCUGCGGCCCCAGGCCCCAGGCACUUCCGGCUCCGGCUCCGGCGCCAACACCAAUCCCGGAGCAGCCAACAGUCCGGACAGCAGUGCUGGCACCUACGUGGCCGGAAACCAGCACGAAUUCAGUAACACACUCAAGGCCAACAGGGCUCGUCCUACUGUCAACCCUGGUCGCUACACCGGCGGCUUCGGUGCACCCAACGGUGUUCUCUCUGUUCAGGCCGAGCCGAGACCCUUCCAGCAGCCACAGCAGACGCAACAGCCAGACUCCCCCAGCCAUUCGAGCCGCUUUGGCGGUCCUCCAGGCGUUUUGGUCCCAUUCGACAAUGUGCAGCGUGCCGGCGGCCAGUAAGCCAGAGGGCCAGAACGCGGUCACAGAUCACCGCAAAAACACUGUAAAUUAUUUAUAAUCUAAGUACGUGUACUUAUGUUAAAUCUUAGAAUGUUGUUGAUAAUGCAACUAAUUCCAUUCCCCGUGACCCUUUUGUAGUAACAAUCUAUACGAACCUUUAAAAAGUUUUCGAGUUUCUAUGUUGUAUGUAGCAUAAGCUUACACUAAUGCGAAACGCUUCUUGAACAAUAAAAUCGCCUGUCGACUAUCGAAAUGAA